Lemur catta (Ring-tailed lemur) is the source of this 2148-nucleotide messenger RNA. It is a transcript of the gene CDC42EP1, whose product is annotated as CDC42 effector protein 1. The record is from RefSeq and is a predicted model, not a curated record. Lineage: Eukaryota; Metazoa; Chordata; Mammalia; Primates; Lemuridae. The transcript is spliced from 3 exons. The coding region runs from base 423 to 1508 and encodes 361 amino acids.
GCCCGCGGCCGGGGCGGCGCAGACCGGCCCAGCGACUCCCCGGCUGCGAGCCGGGACGCGGGACGCGCGGCCGCCGACGAGUCUGCGCUUCCACCCGCGCCCCGGGGGCUCUCCAAGAGAAGGUCUCCACCAUUGGAUAGGAGAGGAGCCGACCCGACCACCUUGGAGGCACAUCUCAUGCCUCUUCUGCUCUUGGAUAGAACAUCUAUAGCUGCUUCCACAGGGCUGGGCGCCGGGCCUCAAGAAGAGACAAGCAUGGACACCCCCCAGUCCCAGCAUUCGGGAGCAGCACCUUAGGAGAGCCUCGAUCCACCGCCUUCCACGUGGGGGGUGGAAGGAGCUGACAAGUGGGCCCUGAGCCCAGCCCCCUCCCUCCCUGGCCCCGGUGGGCAUGGACCAGCAGUUGUGAGCAGCCAGAGCUGAUGCCCGGCCCCCAGGGGGCCGGAGGAGCCCCCACCAUGAGCCUGGGCAAGCUCUCGCCCGUGGGCUGGGUAUCCAGUUCGCAGGGAAAGAGGCGGCUGACUGCAGACAUGAUCAGCCCCCCUCUGGGGGACUUCCGCCACACCAUGCACGUAGGCCGUGGUGGGGACGUCUUCGGUGACACCUCCUUCCUCAGCAACCAUGGUGGCAGCUCCAGGGGCACCCAUCGCUCACCCCGCAGCUUCCUGGCCAAGAAGCUCCAGCUGGUGCGGAGGGUGGGGGCGUCACCCCGGCGGAUGGCUUCUCCACCCACGCCUUCACCGGCUCCGCCCGCCAUCUCCCCCAUCAUCAAGAACGCCAUCUCCCUGCCCCAGCUCAACCAGGCCGCCUACGACAGCCUCCUGGUGGGCAAGCUCAGCUUCGAUGGCAGCCCUGCUGGCUCCGUGGACGGCCGCUCUGCUUAUGGCCUGGACUCUGGGUUCUGCACCAUCUCCCGCCUGCCCCGCCCGGAAAAGCCUCGCGAUGGAGACCACGACAACUCCUUCCCGCCGGAGCCUGAGCUACGCCGCUCUGACUCUCUCCUGUCCUUCCGCCUGGACCUUGACCUUGGACCCUCUCUCCUCAGCGAGCUGCUAGGGGUCAUGAGCCUCUCAGAAGCCCCAACAAUGGAGACCUCUGCCCCUGCCGCAAACACCCCGGCUCCUGCUGCAAACCCUUCCGCCCCUGCCACAAACUCCCCAGUCCCUGCCACAAGCCCCCCACCUCGUGGACGCUGUCCCAAUGGGGUGACUGCUGGGUUGGGCCCAGUGGCUGAGGUGAGGGCCAACCCUGUGGGUGAGGGUCCCCGAGGAGCCGCUGACCUGGGGGGCGGGCACUGGGGAGCGGGCUGGGGGGGCAGCCGCCACUACGCUGAGGUGGAUGCUCAGCGCGAGCUGGCGAGAGUGCUGCCCCAGGCUCGGGCCUCCUGGGAGACUCUGGAUGAAGAGUGGGCACCCCAGGCAGGCAGCAGGGCCCCCGUGCCCAGCACAGUACAAGGAAACACCUUCGAGUUUGCUGAUGCUGAGGAGGAUGACGAGGUCAAGGUGUGAGUGGCUGGGGCAUGGGCUCGGGAACCCGCCCAGCCUUGGGGCACCUCUCUUGAGGAGCCCAGGUGCAGAGCCGGCCCCUCCUCGCCUAGCAGCGCUGGGUCCUGCCAGACCAGGGAGGGCAGAAGCCGGGUUACCCACAAGCCCCUCCCCGUCUCUGCAGGACAGACGUGGAGGGAGGACAGGGAAGACCGGGCUUGCUCUGCGACCUGGGCCCUCCCGGUGGUCCCUGCCAGGCUGACCACCUCCCCCCACUGCCACUCUGCACCCAGUAGCCAUUCCUUAGGCCCCGCCCCAUGCCACCCCCACUGGCUGGAGGGCCCAGCCUCACAGUGCUGCCUUUGUGCUCCACGAAGCUGUCCUUCUUGGGUGGGGGGUGGGGAGUGUACCACACAGGGCCAUUGUCUCGCCUCCCAGAGGGGCCGCCUGCCCCCAGCAGCCCAUCCUGGAGCUGCCCCCAGAGGGUCCUCGCGGCACCCCUGAGAGCCCUGUCCCAGGCUGCUUCCCCAACAUCCCCACCCCAGCCUCGCACUUGUCCGGGACCCUGAAAGGUCAGGUGUGACCUCACAGAGAGGACCCCACCUUCCUGGGCACCCCAGACCUGCUUUCUGGGACGUGAUUAAAAAAGGCUUUUUUAAUAAAA